GGUACAGCGGUUAGAGGGGAGAGUAGAUCAAGAGCGGUGACUCGCCCCCGAUUUCGUUCCGGCCGAUUUCUGUCGCGUCAGCUGUUCGCCGCCGAGCGAGGACGGAAGAAGAGGAGGAAGAAGAAGAAGAAGAAGAAGAAGAAGAAGAACCGAAGAACCUCUUCCCGCGUGACUCUGUUGGAGCGCCGGCGCGAUCACCUCGCGACUUCACUUCGUAACUCCUCGUAUUCUCCCAGGAGAGGAUGCAGCAGGCGAACGGCAACGGUGCCCCGGUCUCGCCGAGGAAGAAACAACGGAUGUCCGGCGGUUCCAUAUCCAAGGUCACGGUGGUCCUCGGCGCGCAAUGGGGCGACGAGGGCAAGGGAAAGGUCGUGGACAUGCUGGCGAUGGAAGCUGACGUCGUCUGCAGGUGUCAGGGAGGAAAUAAUGCAGGGCAUACUGUAGUUGCAGAAGGUGCCGAAUUCGACUUUCACCUUCUGCCUAGUGGAAUAAUCAAUCCUAGAUGCAAAUCCGUUAUAGGCAAUGGAGUAGUGAUUCACCUGCCUGGUCUGUUUGAUGAAUUGGAAAAGAACGAGGCUAAAGGGCUUAAAAACUGGGAGGACAGACUUGUAAUAUCAGAUCGGGCACAUAUAGUGUUUGAUUUUCAUCAACAGGUUGAUGGAUUGCAAGAAUUGGAGAAAGGUACGCAGUCAUUGGGAACUACGAAGAAAGGUAUAGGACCGACGUAUUCGAGCAAAGCUGCCAGGAAUGGACUCAGAAUCGGAGAUCUCCUUGGUGACUACGACAAGUUCUCCCAGAAGUUUAACACACUAGUUACAUCGUAUCAAAAAAUGUUUCCUGCUUUACAUGUCGAUGUUAAGGCCGAAUUGGAACGUUACAAGGAAUAUGCUGAGCGUAUAAGGCCGUAUGUGAAGGAGACGGUGCAAUACUUGCACCAGGCUUUAAAGGAUGGUAAAAAGGUUUUAGUGGAGGGUGCUAACGCAGCAAUGUUGGAUAUUGACUUUGGAACUUAUCCAUAUGUGACAAGUUCGAAUUGCAGUAUUGGUGGGGUAUUAACCGGUCUUGGUUUACCUCCUAACACAAUCGGCCAGAUAAUCGGUGUCGUAAAAGCCUACACCACCAGAGUCGGUGACGGACCAUUUCCCACAGAACUUUUAGAUUCUACUGGAGAAUUAUUGCAGAAAAGAGGCCACGAAUUCGGCGUAACCACAAAGCGAAAGAGACGAUGCGGGUGGCUAGAUUUGCCAUUGUUAAAAUUUACAACGUUGGUUAAUGGAUAUACAGCUAUAUGUUUAACAAAACUUGAUAUCUUGGAUAUAUUAUCAGAGAUAAAAGUGUGCGUUGGAUAUCGGUUGAACGGGAAGGACAUAGAAUACUUUCCAGGCAGUACUUCUGAACUAGCGAAGGUUGAAGUUGUAUAUGAGACAAUUGAAGGUUGGCAAUCCGCUACCAGUGAUGUACGUUCCUUAGAUAAAUUGCCACCUAAUGCACAAUUCAUCCAAAUUAUAGAGGAGUACUUAGAUGUGCCAGUCAAGUGGAUUGGUGUAGGAGCAGGAAGAGAGAGCGUAAUUGCUCUCUGACAACACACGAUCAACAAAAUAUUACUUAAAUUCACGGCAUUACAUGUAUUAUUAAUGUUAAUUGUAGUAUUUACUACCUGUAAUAUUUGCAAUGCAAAGCUGAUGAGCGCACAGUAAUUUACUUACAGCAAAAUGUACUUUAACAAUAAGUUUUCAGUGAAUGUAGUAUUCUCGAAUGCAUAUACAUAACAUUGUAUAAUUAUGUGACAAUGUAAGUGUGUAGUCAUUUUGUAGUUGUAUCUAACAGACAAGCCGAAGAUUAUUAGAAAAAAAAAAUGUUCCUUAUGUUAUUAUCCAUUUUAAGUAGAUUCUGUUAUUAGAGAUAAA
Nylanderia fulva is the source of this 1907-nucleotide messenger RNA. RefSeq names its product adenylosuccinate synthetase (gene Adss). Gene Ontology annotation, biological process: IMP metabolic process; 'de novo' AMP biosynthetic process. The record is from RefSeq and is a predicted model, not a curated record. Lineage: Eukaryota; Metazoa; Arthropoda; Insecta; Hymenoptera; Formicidae. Gene Ontology annotation, cellular component: cytoplasm. Gene Ontology annotation, molecular function: adenylosuccinate synthase activity; GTP binding.